Molecule: messenger RNA, 3302 nt
Organism: Dromiciops gliroides (monito del monte)
Lineage: Eukaryota; Metazoa; Chordata; Mammalia; Microbiotheria; Microbiotheriidae
Gene: NEU3
Product: neuraminidase 3
Exons: 3
Coding region: 286-1569 (427 amino acids)
Biological process (GO): oligosaccharide catabolic process; ganglioside catabolic process
Cellular component (GO): cytoplasm; membrane; lysosome
Molecular function (GO): exo-alpha-sialidase activity
Source: RefSeq, a predicted model, not a curated record
CUCCGCUGCUCAGUAUUCGGGCUCGGUUAAGCGCUGUGUCCCGGUAGCUUCCUGGGUUUUCCUUCGUCUUCCUUCCCACCACCCUGUGACUCUCCCAUUUCUGGAUCUCUCCCCCUGCUCUGCGUCUCGCCAGUUGCACUCUGGGUCUUUCGGGACUUCUUGACUGCCGCUCUCGGCCUGCUCCCCCCUGCCCCCUGCCUGGGUCACGCUCCUCAUCUAUUCUCAGCAGAGUCCAGAGGCAGGGGGGCUGGCCUGGGGGCCCGAGCGUCCUGGGGCUCUGGGACCAUGGAAGAAGGAACAUCAUACUGCUCCAGUACCACCCUGUUCCAUCAGGAAGGAGUGAGGGGGAUCACGUAUCGGAUCCCAGCCCUGCUCUAUAUCCCACCGGCCCGGGUAUUGCUAGCCUUUGCAGAGAAGCGUUCCACAGUAAAUGAUACAGAUGCCCUGUAUCUGGUGUUGCGACGAGGGCAGAGGGUGGGCCAUUCUGUGCAGUGGGGACCUCAGGAGUCCCUGAUGGAAGCCACAUUACCUGGAUUCCGCACCAUGAACCCCUGUCCUGUAUGGGAGCAGAAGAGCGGACGGGUCUUUCUGUUCUUCAUCUGUGUCCGCAACCAUGUCACAGAGCAGCAGCAGAUUUGUUCAGGGAAGAAUGCCGCUCGACUGUGUUUUGUCUCCAGCUCAGACCAUGGACAUUCUUGGAGCCAGAUCCAGGACUUGACGGAGGAGGUCAUUGGUGAGGAGGUGGAGCACUGGGCCACGUUUGCUGUGGGACCUGGCCAUGGAAUCCAGCUGCAGUCUGGGAGGCUGGUCAUCCCUGCCUAUGCUUAUCACUUCUCCCGCUGGUACUGCCUGGGGUCCCCUUUCCGAGUCAGAGCCAAGCCCCAUUCUCUGAUGUUUUACAGUGAUGACCUAGGAGCCACCUGGAAUCAUGGGCAGCUAAUCCAGUCUGGGGCGACUAUAGAAUGUGAGGUUGCAGAAGUGCUGAAUUCGAAUGGUUUCCCUGUGUUAUACUGUAGUGCCCGGACCCCCGGUGGGUGUCGGGCUGAAGCGCUCAGCAUAGAUCUGGGGGAACACUUUGAGAAACCUUCCCUGGUCCAGCAGUUGCAUGAGCCCCGCCAUGGUUGCCAGGGAAGCGUGGUGAGCUUCAGGCCCAGGAGAGACCUUCAGGGAGACGAAGCCCCAGAUGAUGGCAGCGGCCUCUCUGGCCAGCCGGCAUCUCUGCUCAGCACCGCUGUACCAGCACAGAACAGCCACAGACCUCCAAGUUCUUGGCUCCUUUAUUCACACCCAACAAGCAAGAGACACAGGCUCAACCUAGGGAUCUAUCUGAACCAGGCCCCUCUGGAGGCUGCUCGCUGGUCCCAGCCCUGGAUUCUCCACAGGGGGCCCAGUGGUUACUCUGACCUGGCUACCCUUGAAGAGGGCUUGUUUGGGUGCUUGUUUGAGUGUGGGGAGAAGCAUGGGUAUGAACAGAUCGCCUUCCGUCUUUUCACAGACCGAGAACUCCUGAGCCACACUGAGGAAAGCUGCCCGGGCUCAGAGAGGGCCAGCCGCUCAAAUGUAGACUAGCGUUGGCCACCACUCACUGGGCAAGAGAUGUGGAAACCACAGCUGCCUCUGUGAUGGGGGGGGGGGGUGUAGUAAUAAUCGCUAGCAUUUAUAUAGCACUAAUGUUUGCAAAGCAUUUUAUCAAUAUUAUCUCAUUCAACCCUCAAAACAGCCCCACCCCGUAGCAGCUCUAUUAUUAUUCCCAUUUUACAGGUGAGGAAACUGAGGCAAACAGCAGGUUAAAUGACUUGCCCGUGGUCGCAUUAAAUGAGUUGCCCAAGGUCAGAUUGGAACUCAGGUCUUCCUGAUUCCAGGACUAGUGUUUUCUCCAUUGAGCCAUCCGGCUGCCUCUAGGGAUUGUCAGAAGUAAUAUAGAUCAUUGAAACCCAUAGCUGUUCUCUGAUCCUUACUUUGCCUGGCUGCUUUACACCUUUCACUUCUUAGCCUUCUCCAUCCCUUCUCCACAGGGCAAAAGGGACUGACUGGCAUCUUGCCAAGAUCGGAUACUGUGGAAGGAGUGCUGGAUAGGGAGUCAGGACUCACUGUCACUCCUGGCUCUUGCUCUGAUGCCGAUCCCCGUGUGGACUAGCAUAUGUCGUGUCUCCUCUCAGAGUGUCAGUGUCCUGGAGGUGCUUAAGCUGGAUCGACAGGAGCAAACACUGAUAGUCCAGGAAGGAAAGAAUUGAGCAAGCUGAACUCUGAAAUCCUGGGAUUCCUCCCCUCACCAUGGUUGGGAGAUGCCAGGGGCCUAGAUGGUCCAAGCCCAGCCGGGACCUCUUGCAUAAUCAGUAUUUAGAGACAGAAGGCCCCGAGUCAGGUCAGCAAGUAUUUAUUAAACUCUUCCUAUGUGCCAAGCAUUGCAUCAGGAGUAAUGGGUACAAAGAAAGACAGAGACAGUCCCUGCAGUUAAAUAGCCCACGGUCUGAUGGGGGAGAAAGCAUGCAUGCACAACAAGCCUUGUGCAGGAUAAACUGGAGAGAAUCACAGAGGGAAGUUGCUCAUGUUAAGGGGGACUGGGAGAGGCUUCUUGUGGAAGGUGGGACUUUAACCAAGACUUGGUGAUGGAGGCGGCCAGGCAUGGGAGGCAGAGUUGGGGAAUGGCAAGUCUCAUGUGGAGAACAGCAAGGAGGCAAGUACCCCUGGGUUGUAGAGUACAUGGAGGGGGAAUAAGGUCUAGGCAGACUGGGAAGAUAGGAAGAGGCGAGGAUAGGAAAGGCUUUGGGACCACUUAAGGAAGGUCACCUUCGUGGCAGAGAGGAGGAUGAACUUGCGUGAGGAGAGACUUGAAGACAUCCUUUUGCAGUAGGAUGUGUGUGAGGUGAUAGGAGCCUGGAUCAGGGUGCUGGCCAUGUCAGAGGAGAGGUAUGACCAAGGAAGAGUUGACAGGAUUUGGCAACAAAUUGGAUAUGGGGUAUGAGAGUUGGUGAGGCAUCAAGGAUGGCUUCUCAGGUUGCAAUAUUGCCUCAGGCAUUUCCUAGCUGAGUGACCCUGGGUAUGUGCCUCACCUUCCUCACCUAGAAAAAGAGGAGAUCAGUAAAGGAAACCAGGGAGCUCCCUUCCCACCCCACCCCUUCUGUGUAACUUUGUUCCCAAAGAUCUGCUUCAAGGUCUACUCCCCUUGAGCCCCCUUCUUAAUUUUUGCAGCUUUUUUCUUUUUUUUCCAUAAAGGUAUUUUAUUAUUUUCCAGUUACAUGUAGAUAUAGUUUGUAACAUUUGUUUUUAUAAGAUUUAUAAGAUUUCUAGUUUCAACUUUU